GCUUGCGGUCUGUCCCAGCCCCGCUGCAGCCCGGGUUGGUCUCGAGGGGCACAGGCAGGGGCUGGAUCAGCUAAGAGCGGCGGGUUGUAUCUGGUGUUGGCAAGGGUGAGGCAGAGAUAUGGGCUCCUAGGUGCGUCUGCUUUGCAAAUAAUCAUAAUCAUGACUAAUUGUAACCACAGGGCUGAGAGACUGCGGCUCCUGCAUUGCAGUUGCUCCUAACCCGAGCUGUUUGAAAUUGUUGCUUCCUCCAUUGUGAGCCAGGAGCCUGGGGCUGAGCCGCUGCUGCUCCCCCAGCUGGUCUUUGCGGGGAGAGCCCAGCCGGGGACUUUCUGCGGGGGCUGGACCCAGCCCUUGAGCCUGCAGGGAUGAAUUAGUUGCGAACCUGUAGGUGGUCAGGAACUUGGGAAGAAGAGAUCAUGAUCUGAUAGAAUUCAAGAUCCUAAGGAAAGGAGGGCCAACAAACCAAGGACACUGGACUUCAGAAAGGUUUUCCAAUUCCCAAGCCCGACAUGAUCUCCUGGAGGAAAUGGAGAAAAGAGCUGUGGGUCCCAGACUCUCAGAACUCUGAGGAAAAUGUGACCUUGAGGAACACCCUCACAGCAGGUGAUGGGAUGAUGAGUAAGAUUAAGGAGGAGAAUCUUGAGCGGGAAGGUCCUGAGGAAGUGGAACCACACGGGACGGUAUUGGGAAGAUCCAAAGGAAAUGUUUCCCAGAGACCCAAGCAUGGUGAAGCCUGUAGGAGUCGGUUCAAGUCAGAAAGGCAGAAGGGAAACCAGCCAAGGAAGAAAUGGGCUGAAUCCACUCAUCCAGGAGAAGGUUUGGAGGAUCCUAAAGAGAGCAUGAUCCAGCCGAAGAUCCACACUAAAAAGAAAUCGUAUAACUGCCCCGAAUGUGGGAAAAGCUUCACUCAGACAUCAAAUCUUAUUAUACAUGAGAGAAUCCACACAGGGCAGAGACCCUAUAAAUGCCUUGAGUGUGGGAAAAGCUUCAGGCAGAGAUCAGACCUCAGUAAACAUCAGCGAAUCCACACUGGAGAGACCCCUUACAAAUGCCCCGACUGUGGGAAAAGCUUUAAGCAAAGAUUCAGCCUCAUCGUACAUCACCGAAGUCACACUGGAGAGACCCCUUAUAAAUGCAAUGACUGCGGGAAAGGCUUCACCCAGAGCACCAACCUGGUUUCACACCAGAGGAUCCACACAGGAGAGACACCCUAUAAAUGCACCGACUGCGGGAAAAGCUUCAAGCAAAGAUUCAGCCUCAUCGUACACCAGAGAAACCACACUGGAGAGAGAGCCUAUAAAUGCGCUGACUGCGGGAAAAGCUUCAAGCAGAGCUCGGAGCUCAUUUCACACCAGAGAAUCCAUGUCGGAGAGAGGCCCUUCAAAUGCACGGAGUGUGGGAAAAACUUCAGUCAGAGCUCAGGCCUGAUUAGACAUCGGAGAACCCACACAGGAGAGAAACCCUACAAGUGCAUCGAUUGUGGGAAAGGCUUCAGUCAGAGCUCGGGACUUAUUAGGCAUCGGAGAACCCACACGGGGCAGAAACCCUAUGACUGCCUUGAGUGCGGGAAAAGCUUCACUCAGAGCUCAGCCCUUAUCGUACAUCAGAGAGUCCACACAGGAGAGGCACCCUAUCGAUGUUCUGUCUGUGGGAAAAGCUACAAGGUGAAGGACUCCCUCAUUUCCCACCAGAAACUCCACACAGGAUAGGAAGCAAAGGAAGCACUCACAGCUGGGCAAUGGCUCUGUGCCCUCCUGAAGCAAAGUGUAAAUGUGCUUCGUUUAAGGAUAGUCUUGGGAGAGGAGCAAGGGGGGUGGAGCAUGGACACCAACGCCAUAGAUACUCCAGGGCUGGAGCACCCACAGAAAAAAAAUAGGGCUGCCAGUGGGUGCUAAGUACCCACUAUGGGUCAGUGCCUCUUCCUCCCCCACAGUGCCUCCCACCUGCCUGUCACCCCCCAAUCAGUUCCUCCCCCUCUUUCCAACGCCUCCUGUGAUCAGCUGUUCCGUGGUGUGCUGGAGGCAUUGGAGGGGGAGAAGCAGGAACAGUGAGAGAGGUCACAUUACAGUGGCUGCUCCAGAGCCUUUACAGCUACAAGUAAUUCUCCACCCACUCUGGGAAUCAGAGGAUAUGCCUGUAAAGGAUUCAGACAGCAGUCUGAGCUGCUUAUAAAAGUCAGCCACAGGGACAGGGACAAAUAAAGUGGAGGCGAAGCCAAAGAUUGCUUUGAUCCUUACUGCAACAGGCACAGAAGUCCCAGAUGGUGGUAGAGAAAGAGAGGAAAGUUUUGCAGAAAUAUCAAAAAUGUCUGAGGCUCAUUGUGUUCUUAGAAAAAAAUGUUACUUAUGAGAGAGAGAGAUGAGUCAGGACAAGAACACAGAAUGAAGGGGAAACAAUCGAGUUCUGUCAAAGAUUUAAAGCUAAAAAAUCAGUCCUGUGACUAUGGAAUUGUAAAAGAUUCUCUCAUUAAAGACCAAAUUAUCCUGGGGUGUAACAAUAAAAAAGGCUGUGAAUGGUUAUGAAGGGAGAUGGAUCUGUCACUAGAAAGGGAAAUAUGUUUAGUAAGCCACUUUGUUUUCAGUUUAAACUGAUUUUUACUGAAAAUUUCCCAGGUUUUCAAAAAGUAUUAUUCUGUUUUUUCUGAUUUUCACCCUACUUUUGUAUCUUUCAAAGAUAUAAAAAAUAACAUGUUUUAUUAGGGAAAUACCAUACAUGGCAUGAGAUCUAUGUAUUAUGAUCAUACAUUAGUCUGUGUGUAUAUGCGAAGCUGCCUGUUGAAGUCAGGCUAUGUAUUAAUCUAGAAGAUACACACAAUAAAUGGGUGGGCACGCAAGUGCCAAAGUGCGUGCGCAUCUGAAUGUACUGAUGAAUCUCAUGCCCACCCUGUACACGUUUCAAGCUGUUAGCAGACAACGGGUUAAAGAUCUGACAUGCUAAAAUGGGAAGAAAAUGAAAAUCUGUGUCAGAAUACGUUACAGAACACAAGGAAAUAUUCAAAAGUUUUAAAAAAACAAAACUAGGAGAAAGGGAUGAAGUUGAGUAUAUGCAGUGCAAAUGGUGUGGCCCAGUUAUUAAAUGUAAAUAGUUAUAGGCCAAUAGUUCUAAGUCUACAACAAUAAACUGUUUAUUCAAAUGAAAAGCCUUCUUUGGGGAUUAGAGAUAUGCUUUUCUUAAAUGCAGAGGUGGCCUUGUGUUUUGAGUUCUGUUUUAGUUCUGCAGCAAACCACACUGAUUAAUGGAAUUCAAAGCAUUAAUCUACUGAAUGCUUUUCUCCCCAGUCUUUCCGUCCACCAAAAUAAACCCCAAUAUUUACCUAGAAAAAUUAAUAAUAGUUUUUUGCACUGAUUUUCACCUGUUUUUGUUGUGGUAAUAAACACUGCUAAAAUCUUGGGAAAAAUUAAAUUAAAUAAAAACUGAAAACAAAGGGCCCUAUGUACAGGCCAGGCAGCAGAACAAACCAAGGCAAACAAAAGGGCUAGAGAGAAGCACAGAGCAUAUUGCUUUGGUUACUGUAGCUAAACCAACAAGAGAAAAGUUCCCAGAAAUUAAACUGGCCAGGGACAGAAAAAUGGAAAGCAGGAAACAACGUCAGUGAUGUGGCAACCAGUCUGAUUAUAGAAAAUAGCAGCAUUUGGGCAGAUAUGUAGAAACUGUAAUAAACCCAACCAUUAUACUAAAAUGUGCAGAGAAAGCAGGAACGUUCAUGUAUUAAAUGCAGAAAGGGAUUCCUCAGGUGAAGAGGAACUGCUGUUCUAAAGCAAAUAGAGGAGGGUGAAAACUCGAAAGAUUGGCAAGACGCAAGAUAGACACUCGGCCGCAAAUAAUGUAAUAACACAAACUGAAAUAGAGAUGUAAGGAGCAUGGAAAAGUGGAAGAGUUGAAAGCGUCUGUGAAGACUAUGAUGGAGGAACAAUGCCAGUGUUGCGAGAGUGAACGCUGACACUUCAGUACAAAUGGAAAACGAUAAAGCAGGAGUUUGUGGUGGUACAGAGGCCAGUCCAGCCUUGGGUCUGCACAAGCAUCAGGAGUUUGGUCUCAUGAAGAGGACGCAUAAACCUCAGAGAGACAGGAAGACAGGCAGAACCAGAUACGAAAGUAUUAAGAGCAGCAAUGAAGAGGUGUUCCCAAGAAACAGGUGCCUCCCAGUAACAGCCAUUAGGCGGUUAGAAGAAGAUGCAGAACCUAUGGUACAUACUAUGUGACGUUUCACACCCCUUAGGAAAGAGGGUAGAAGAAGAGCUGUGAAACAUGACAAUAAAUGGUAUGAUUUGGAGAAUAGAAGAGCCGGCAGAUUGGGCUCCCUCCUUAGAAACUAGAGAAAAAAAGGAUGGAGACUGUGGCUGUGUAUGGUGCUGAACAAAACAGAAAAAGUGCACUUGGCCGCAAGGAGUGAAUUCCUAUCUGAGAUGGCAGGAGCCAAACGCCUCACCAAAUUAGAUGCAUUGGCAAAGUAGUGGCAGACCCUCUUAGACCAGGGGUCUCAAACUCAAAUGACCACAAGGACCACAUGAGGACUAGUGCACUGAACCGAGGGCCACAUCAGUGACACUCCCCAUCGCUGCCUCUGGCCCCAUCCCCACUCCACCUCUUCCAUUAAGGCCCACCUCUGACCCACCUCUUCCCUGCCCCAAUCCAAUCCCUUCCUUGAAGUCCCCACCUCAACGCUGCCCCCAGGGUGUGCAGAAAGGGUGCAGGGUGUGGCGGGGGCUCAGGGCAGGGAG
Messenger RNA from Gopherus flavomarginatus (Mexican gopher tortoise), 4721 nucleotides. Its product is annotated as zinc finger protein 501-like. NCBI's taxonomy places the organism in Eukaryota, Metazoa, Chordata, Testudines, Testudinidae. The coding region runs from base 510 to 1709 and encodes 399 amino acids. Gene Ontology annotation, biological process: regulation of transcription by RNA polymerase II. The record is from RefSeq and is a predicted model, not a curated record. Gene Ontology annotation, molecular function: RNA polymerase II cis-regulatory region sequence-specific DNA binding; DNA-binding transcription factor activity, RNA polymerase II-specific. The transcript has 5 exons.